Messenger RNA from Xenia sp. Carnegie-2017, 2500 nucleotides. Its product is annotated as kinase suppressor of Ras 1-like. The transcript has 17 exons. Gene Ontology annotation, molecular function: protein kinase activity; ATP binding. The record is from RefSeq and is a predicted model, not a curated record. Gene Ontology annotation, biological process: protein phosphorylation. The coding region runs from base 339 to 2075 and encodes 578 amino acids. Lineage: Eukaryota; Metazoa; Cnidaria; Anthozoa; Malacalcyonacea; Xeniidae.
UAAAUGUUAGCGAUCAUUUCUAUCUAUCUUUGGACUUGCAUUCGCUGUCGAAUGUUCUAACAAGUGCAGUGUGCUCGUCGAGUUCAUUUUGCCAUGCGUUUCGAUACGGCGUCAAGAUUUGUCUUUCGAUCAUUGUCAACGACUCCAACAAAUUCACUCGACAAAUCGCUAUGAUCGUGCGCGUUCGCUCUUCGCACUCACUCGAAGGAUUGAAUUGAUUCAAUUAUUGCUGCAAAUUAAGUGCGAGUGAAAGCUAGUCUGCAUUUAAACAAGAUCUUAGAGGCAACUGCAAUCAAUGGACGCGAAAAUUCUGCAAGAGAAACCGGAGUAGACUGAAUAUGGAAGUUCAACUUAAAUCACACGGGUUCACGAAAGUUCUGCUCUGUCGCAAGCGAUGCAAUUACUGCGGAAAGGCGAUUCGUCUGUUCGGACUUCGCUGUCGAUUUUGUCGCCAGAAGUAUCAUAAACAUUGUUCAACAUUAGCACCUCAACAAUGCUAUCCCUGCGGCAAAAAUGGAAAAUCGAAGACGUUCUUGAAAAGACCUUUAGUUUCCAAUCACAAAGAGAAUAAAGCCAAUGAAUAUGUUCUUUGUCCCAGUACAUACGUCACGCGCCAUGAUGCUCGUGAGCAUCACGUGAACGGCAUAAAUCGUUUAGAUAGCUACAGAGAUAACGUAAUUACGUCUCCAGUCAAAUUGAGAAAAUACUCGCCUAACACGGGAACAUUAGUGUCCGUAGGGGAUGUUUACCGAUCACAUGAUCGGCUGAGUCAAAACUCGACCAUCACCAGUCCCACGCAUUUUUAUUACUCUUCCAUGUUGACACCAAGUCUGAAUCCAAAAUCGGCCGUUUCAUCCGGGUAUUCCUCUGUGAACCAUUCUUGCGCCUCCUCCGCCGGAAGUGGAUCGCAGAGAAGUCGGUCAACGACUCCGGAAGAAUUCGAAGCUUCGAGGGACGAGUUCACAAUUGAAGAGAAUACGAGCAAAUUUGAUGAAGCGGAAGAACUUCUUGUUUGCGGCGGAGAAAUCGAAUCACCCCUUACAGGCAGCCCAUUGUUUCAUCUGGAAAGCGAUGAAGAUUUGUCAGGUUGUUGGGAUCAACAAGAGAGAUCAGAUAGCUUGGACACGAGAUCGGGAUUAAAGAAGUCGCUGAAAGAGUUAGAAAUACCAUAUUGUGAUUUGCAAAUUCAUUCUAAGAUCGGUGUUGGACCAAAUGGACCUGUCUAUAGAGGACGUUGGCAUGGUGACGUAAUGAUCCACACGCGUAGAACCUCGCAACCUGAGGAGGUGGAGAAAUUUCGUAAGGAGGUGUUUUUGUUAAGUAUGAUAAGACACGAGAAUGUCAUGUUGUUUAUGGGUGCCUGUCUUGAUCCGCCAAAUCUUGCCGUUGUUGUGAGCUUGCGUAAAUGCCUCUCGAUCCACCAUCAUCUUCACUGUCAAGAUUCGCGUUGGUCGAUAGCGAUGCGACUGAAUAUCAUGCGUCAAAUUGCUCAGGGAAUGAGUUAUCUUCACGCCAAGUCGAUCACCGUUCCGUUUCUUCGAACUAUGAACAUUUUUCUCGAAUCAAAAGUGAAACUAUGUAUGAACGAUUAUACUUCCUUGCAUCAUCAAGUAAAGAGGAAGGGUUAUGGUAGUGUACCACAAGGUCACCUCACUUAUCUUGCGCCGGAAGUGAUAUCAAAAGUUCACAUUGAUGUUUUGUCAGGGCGGAUUGUCGAUAGCACUGUGAGAACUAGGAAAAUGGACGUGCAUGCUUUCGGGACAGUUAUGUAUGAAAUCCUAACAGACAAAUGGCCCUUCUCCAACUUGAGUCCCGAAACUGUAAUCUGGAUGAUAGGAAAGGGAUUGCCUCAAUCGCUGUCCAAGGUCAAGGGUCCUGACUGUGUAAAGAACUUGAUAAAAAGUUGCUGGUCACAUGACCCGAGUCAACGUCCCGAGUUUGUCCACAUAAUUCAAAUUUUAAACCAAAAAAAUAUAUCCACAAACUGCAUCUCACGUCGUCACAGCAUUUCUGAACCAAAGAACAUGCAGUAUACGGGUAAAAUCACGGACUAUUGUCAGCUGAAAAGAAUAUAGCAGUCUCUGAGUUGCACGUUCUCAAAUUUAGCUUUCGAAAUUGUUUACCAUAUCUUCAUGGCAAAGCAUUUACAUAAUAUCAUUCAUAGGUGAUUGAAGCUAUUGCAGUAAAACAUCUUGUUAGUUAAUCGUGUUUUAGGGGUUAAAUUGCAAGUUUAUGUCGUAGAAAUUUUUGCAAGAUUGUAUAUAUACAUUGAAUUGAGAAUUUAAAGUAGAAUUUUUGUAGUUUCAACACCUUUUUCGCUUGCAAUUUUAGUUGUUAUUGAUGUUGUCCGUCGUGUUUCCAUUUAAUCGAUGUAAAUUUUUGAGAUGUGAAGUGUCGUGAAGUUUGGCAGAUAUAUAGAACAAAUAUCUUUAAAAUUAUUGGGAAGGGGGGGAAUUUGUAAUCGUAUUUCGUUAUAAAUUAAAAACAAAGUUGCCAAGUA